GGGAAACAAUGCUAUAUGGAAUGAUUACUCACUAUUUAUUGUAAAAACAAUGAUGUUACAGGAGCUUUCGAAGCGUCUUGGGAAGUUAAUCCAAGGAGAAAUGGACCAGUACAAUAGAGGAGUCAUAUUCACUCCAGCUUAUGUUGCGCGACACAAGGCCAGAAUUCGUGGGCUGUUCAGCUCCGUCACAAGACCCACUCUUGUGAGCAGCAUGAUUGGAACGUUUGGAUUUAAAGAGCAUCUUCUUUACUCUGUUCUGGAGGAGUUGGUGGACACGGGGCGUCUAAAAGGCAGCGUAAUCGGCGGGCGCCAGAACAAAGCGCUUUAUAUUCCCGAUAUUUACUCCAAAACGCAGAAUGCUUGGGUUGACUCUUUCCUCAAACAGAAUGGAUAUUUAGGUAAGUCGUUGUUCACUGUUUAUUUUGCUGUAUAUCUUAUUGAUUUUACUCCAUUUAGACCAUUGAUUCCCAACCUCCAAGAAGAUUGUUAUAUUUUGUUACAUACAUUUUUUGUUCAAUUUUUGUUUGGUGGUGUGCCGUUCCCUAAUGAUGUAUAUGUGCCGGGUUUCCAGGGCAAAAAUGGUCCUCACGGGCCCCCAGGUGUCGUUGGACCUCAGGGUAAAUCUGGAGAGACAGGGCCAACUGGAGACAGAGGCCAUCCAGGUUCACCGGGACCACCCGGUGAGCACGGUUUACCAGGAUCGGCUGGAAAGGAGGGCGCCAAGUGUAUGUCUUUGCUCCUCUUUUUGACCGUGUAGCCAAUCCUACCGAGCUGCCUGUCGAUUGAGGAUGUCGGGAUUUUGAUCAACCAGGGCAUGAGGAACACUAACAUCGAGUCGUCUGCCAGACUGCUGGGUGACACCGUGGUUGUCAGUGAGAAAUUUAUCACCAACUGCCUCUCCUUAUUCGAUGACGCCAUGCUGCAGAAAGCCCAGAAGGAAGUGAAGUCCAACCCAGUGUUUCUGAUCAAUGAAGAGGAUUUGAAGCAGGCUUCGAUGCUGGCCGAGAGUACAGGCCCUUCGAGAAAGGAGAAGAAAGAAGCCGAGCGCAAAAAGAAGGCUUCAGAGGGCAGCGGCAGCGUAAAAGGCGGUGGAGGAGGCAACGCCAGAGAGAUCCGGAUUCGUAAAACGAAGAAAAAAGGCAAGAAAGACGAGGACAGCGACGAGGACAUCGGACCUGCGCAGCAAAAACGCAGCAAACCCAAAGAAGCCACUUUUAUGACCCAGGAGGAGAUCAUGACAGUUUUAGAGGAGAGAGUGAACGACUGCCCCGAUGAAGUCCUUUCAGAGUUGGCUGAUCACUUAAUGAGGCCUCUGACCAAAUCUUAUCAGGAGGUGCUGCGCACCACGUUCAUGUCCUCCACCAGCUGUCCAUCAAGUGCCGAUAAGAAGAAGAGCAGGAAAGAUUUACAGGAGGAGAUCAGCACACUCUACAACAAUAUCCGUCUCUUUGAAAAGGGCGCCAAACUCUUCUCUGGUAAAUCCUGUUUGUUUAUAUAUCAGGGCCUUUAAAAGUGUCAUUUGAUA
This is a messenger RNA of Cynoglossus semilaevis (tongue sole), 1525 nucleotides long. RefSeq names its product E3 UFM1-protein ligase 1-like. The record is from RefSeq and is a predicted model, not a curated record. The transcript has 10 exons. Gene Ontology annotation, biological process: regulation of proteasomal ubiquitin-dependent protein catabolic process; protein K69-linked ufmylation; response to endoplasmic reticulum stress. Gene Ontology annotation, cellular component: endoplasmic reticulum membrane. NCBI's taxonomy places the organism in Eukaryota, Metazoa, Chordata, Actinopteri, Pleuronectiformes, Cynoglossidae. Gene Ontology annotation, molecular function: UFM1 ligase activity.